This is a messenger RNA of Polypterus senegalus (gray bichir), 2532 nucleotides long. RefSeq names its product extracellular calcium-sensing receptor-like. NCBI's taxonomy places the organism in Eukaryota, Metazoa, Chordata, Cladistia, Polypteriformes, Polypteridae. Gene Ontology annotation, biological process: G protein-coupled receptor signaling pathway. Gene Ontology annotation, cellular component: membrane. Gene Ontology annotation, molecular function: G protein-coupled receptor activity. The record is from RefSeq and is a predicted model, not a curated record. The coding region runs from base 55 to 2532 and encodes 825 amino acids. The transcript is spliced from 6 exons.
UGUCAAAUUCAUGAUAAAUUUCAACUACAAGGUCUUUAUAAGAAAGGAGAUAUAAUGUUGGGUGGCAUAUUUGAAGUAAGUUUUAAAACCAAAGUUCCAGACCUGUCUUUUAGAGCGAAGCCUGAAGAAUGGACAUGUGAAAGCCUUGAUUUUUCAGUUUUUCAGUGGGCUCAGACUAUGGCCUUUACCAUAGAAGAAAUUAACCGUGAUCAGAGCCUUCUUCCUAAUAUAACAUUGGGAUACAGACUUUACGAUAACUGCAUGAGACUGCAAGUUGCUCUCAGGGCAGCAACUGCUCUAGUUAGUGAUGCUGGACUGAAUAUUGCUAAGAAUCACUGCGAUGGACUUCCUCCUGUUGUUGCUAUUGUGGGGGAUCCACUUUCAACACAUUCAAUUGCAAUAUCAAGAAUGUUGGGGCUUUUCCGAAUGCCUAUGGUAAGCUUUUACGCUACAUGCUCUUGUUUAAGCAAUAAGCAAGAUCACCCAUCCUUCUUCAGAACAGUUCCCAGCGAUGCCUUUCAAGUGAGAGCAAUGGUAGAGAUUAUCAAACAUUAUGGCUGGUCGUGGGUAGGUGUAGUAGUGAGUGAUGAUGAGUAUGGGCAAUAUGCUCUGAAAAACUUUAUUGAGGAAAUGAAACAUAUUGGUUGCAUUUCAUUUGCUGAAACAAUUCCCAAAAGCAACAUCAAGUUAACUGUGUCUCAGAUUGUCAACAGGAUAAAGCAGUCAACCUCUACAGUUAUUGUUGUAUUUUCUUCAAGAGCUGAUGCAACAUCUUUAGUGAAAGAGGCUGUUCAACAGAAUGUUACUGGAAAGCAGUGGAUUGCUAGUGAAGCAUGGAGCACCGCAACUGCCUUAGCUACUGUGGAACACUUUGCUUCCUUUGGAGGCACAAUUGGUAUUGCCAUUAGAAAAGGUGUAAUACCUGGCCUGGAAAAAUUUCUCUUAAAGAUUCAACCCGAUUUAUUGCCAGAUAAUAAUUUAGGCCUCCGCUUCUGGGAAACGAUGUUUGGUUGUACUUUCCAAGAUAGUACAAUGACAAAAAAUGCAUCUGCCAUAUUUCAAAGUGGCAAAGCAUGCACUGGACUAGAAAACAUCACUGAAACCAAAACAGCAUAUAGUGAUGUUUCAGAAUCAAGAGCAUCUUAUAAUGUCUAUAAAGCAGUUUAUGCCUUGGCACAUGCCUUACAUAAUCUAAUACACUGUGAACGUGGAAAAGGGCCAUUUGAAAACAACACUUGUGCUGACAUCAAAAGCAUGCAACCAUGGCAGCUUCUACAUUAUUUGAAAAAAGUAAGUUUUACAAAUCCACUUAAUGAAACAGUGGCUUUUGAUGACAACGGAGAUGCACUUGCCAUUUAUGACAUUGUAAACUGGCAAAGAGAAGUUGAUGGAAGUGUUACAAUUAAAACCAUUGGCAUUUUUGAUGCAGCAAAGAAAAGUGGAAAAGAGAUUGAACUUAAGGAAGAGGACAUUUUUUGGAACUUCCAUUCUGGAAAGGUCCCUGACUCUGUUUGCAGUAGAAGUUGUCCACCGGGCACAAGAAAAGCAAAUAGAAAAGGAGAGCCUGUCUGUUGUUUUGAUUGCAUACCAUGUGCAGAAGGGGAAAUCAGCGAUCAAGAGGACUCCAUUUCCUGUGUUUCAUGCCCAAUGGAGUAUUGGUCAAAUUAUGAAAGAAAUAAGUGCGUUAUAAGGGAAGUUGAAUUUCUUUCCUAUGAAGAUGCAAUGGGAAUUACUUUAACAAGUACAGCCUUAUUUGGAGCCUGUUUGUCAAUUGGAGUGCUUACUGUUUUUAUACACUAUCGCAACACUCCAGUCGUGAAGGCCAACAACUCUGAACUUAGUUUUCUUUUAUUGGUGUCCCUGACUCUGUGCUUUCUCUGUUCUUUGUGUUUUAUUGGGAAGCCCUCAGACCUGACGUGUAGACUGAGGCAUGUGAUGUUUGGAAUUAGUUUUGUUUUGUGUAUUUCUUGCAUUCUUGUCAAAACAAUUGUUGUAUUAAUGGCUUUUAAAGCUACUCUCCCCGGAAAUAACAUGAUGAAAUGGUUUGGAGUUGCACAACAGAGAAGCACCGUCUUCUUCUGUACCUUUAUUCAGUCAUUAGUAUGUACAGUAUGGCUGAUGACAGCUCCUCCUGUUCCAGCUAAAAUCCCCACGUUUCAAACAGCAAAACUAAUCUUUGAAUGCAAUGUUGGUUCUCUCACAGGAUUUAGCUGUUUGUUAGGAUACAUUGGCUUGUUAGCUUCAAUCUGCUUUGUAUUGGCUUUCUUUGCAAGAAACUUGCCAGACAAUUUUAAUGAGGCCAAGUUUAUUACAUUCAGCAUGCUGAUCUUCUGUGCAGUUUGGAUUACUUUCAUACCUGCUUAUAUUAGCUCUCCUGGAAAAUAUACAGUAGCCGUUGAAAUAUUUGCCAUUUUAGCUUCAAGUUUUGGUCUCCUUGUUGCAAUAUUUAGUCCAAAGUGUUACAUUAUUUUGUUUAAGCCUGAAAGAAACACAAAAAAAGCUAUGAUGAGUCGAACUUUAAGUGACUACUGA